GUGAAGAUGAAAAAUGGUUACACGUUUGGGUGUUGCCGGAUCGGAGCAAAGUGCAUCGGAGCGUGAGGUCCCAGGGCUGCUCAGCUCCUAUCGAUAUAAUUUAUGGAAGCUUUGGCGAUCUGAUCGAUACUGCAUCCACGAUCGCGUGCAUCGCGCCAACAGCCGCUACAUUUUUUAUUUUUAUGACGUACGACGUAUGACCUACGACAUUUGUAGGUGCAAACAUUACCGACAUCGUCUUCGCUCCUGCACCAUGCUUUACUUUAUCGGCUUUGACCGGCAGGUAGCCCCUUUCGGUGGCCAAGAAUACCUCUUGCGUGCCGCGUGCCCGCUCCCAUUGUUUAUCAGGGACUUAACCUUUGGGUUCGGCCACUGCCAAAGCUCUCUUCUCCGCCUUUCCAUUCCGCUUGCCGGCGGUACCUCAUCAGGGAUGUGCGUCUGGCUGGAAUUUGGCAGCCACGGGCUGUGCUGCGGGCCAUAGCUAUGCUGUAUCGCUAAGUCGACAGUCCGUCGGCGUUCAGUCCGCUGCAGGGACAUAAUGUCAGCAGCCCCCUCAUUCAUAUGCGCCGAAUCAAACGCUGGGCUUCAGCUUCGACACAC
Molecule: messenger RNA, 600 nt
Organism: Drosophila miranda
Lineage: Eukaryota; Metazoa; Arthropoda; Insecta; Diptera; Drosophilidae
Exons: 2
Coding region: 14-481 (155 amino acids)
Source: RefSeq, a predicted model, not a curated record